Branchiostoma belcheri (Belcher's lancelet) is the source of this 7329-nucleotide messenger RNA. Its product is annotated as trichohyalin-like. NCBI's taxonomy places the organism in Eukaryota, Metazoa, Chordata, Leptocardii, Amphioxiformes, Branchiostomatidae. Gene Ontology annotation, biological process: termination of RNA polymerase II transcription. Bases 150 to 6533 code for a protein of 2127 amino acids. The record is from RefSeq and is a predicted model, not a curated record. Gene Ontology annotation, cellular component: mRNA cleavage factor complex; cytoplasm. Gene Ontology annotation, molecular function: RNA polymerase II complex binding; mRNA binding. The transcript is spliced from 15 exons.
CGUGCGCGUAGACCGGUUUCAAGACGCCAUCUUGAGUAGGCCAGAGGGGGAAGUGUCGCACACAUUUUCCCCUCUUUUCCCCUCAAAAGCCGGUCGAAAUCGUUCGAUCUUUGUCAGAUUAGUUAGAUUAUAGUGUACAGCACCCGAAGAUGGCGGACGCAGUGGUUGAAGAGUACGAGUCGUCCCUGGCCGACCUGACUUUCAACAGCAAGCCGCACAUCAACAUGCUGACGAUGCUGGCCGAGGAAAACGUGAAAUAUGCGCCGCACAUUGUCAGGCUUAUAGAGGCACAGUUGAACAAGGCCACAUCAUCGGAGAAGCUGCCAGUAAUGUACCUGAUGGAUUCCAUUGUUAAGAACGUUGGAGGAGACUACUGUACCCUCUUCUCGCAGAAUAUCGUUUCAACAUUUUGUAAUAUCUUUGAGCAGGUUGAUGAGAAAACACGAAUGUCCUUGUAUAAGUUGCGCUCAACUUGGGACACUAUCUUCACCGCAAAGAAGUUGUAUGCAUUAGACAGUCGGGUUCAGGGUAUUGACCCUGCCUGGCCUGUAAAGCCUUUGCCAGCAGAGCUGCAAGUUUCCACCAGUAUACAUGUCAACCCAAAAUUUCUCAAGAAGCAAGAGUCGGACACAGCCGCCAUGCAGCAGCAGCUCCAGGAACAGCAAGAACAGCUGCUGCGCUCACAGCUGAUCGCCAAGCAGCAGGAACUACUGAAGAUGCAGCAGGCUAGGCUGGAGAUGGAGCUACUGCAGACCAGGGCCAAACUAGAGGAGCAAACCAAGACCCUACGUCCUCAGGUCUGGGAAGGCACAGCGAGUAGGUCCAUAUCGCCCAAGGACCGUCGGUCCAGUAGAUCGGGAAGACAGGAUAGAACACCACCCAGGUCAAGCAGGACGACUCGAGAGUCAUCCAAGGACAAGGAUGACAAACCCAAGGCAAAGACGAGUGACAACAAAUCUAGGGCUGGCACAAAGCGAAGCAUGGAGAAAGAAAACAAAAGUAAGGUCAAAAAGGAGCCACAGGAAACAAAAGCAGGGAACAAGUACGAACAAAACCAGGAUUAUGACAUGGGCAGUCCUAAAUUUUCUCCCGAACCAGAGUCGGACCCCGAAGAACCAGUCGCAAAGAGAUUCCGCUCAGCUGAUAGGGACUUUCCAAGGAGGGCCUGGCCCUUGCCCCUGCAAUCAAAUGUGAGGCAGGAACCUCAAGCCAGACGACCGUCCAUCAGCUCACUGCCAAGAAUCCCCAGGAAGCCAGCUGGAACACCUUCAAGAAGACUCAGCAUCGAUCCUGAUCUUAAAAUCCCCAAGGAGCUCACUCUGGAGAAACAGCAGCAGAUCUUGAAACAGGCUGAGGAGCAGUUUCGGAACAAUCAACUUUCCCACGAACAGUACCAGGAGAUGUUGAAACAACUUCACGAGCUGUAUGAGCUGCAGAGGCUAAGGCAGCAGCAGAUGCAACAACGUGGGGAUGGACAGGUCUUAAGGCUGGAGAGAAGAGAAGAUGGUGUGAGAGGAGGGCGGAUGGCACGAGGCAGGGGAAGGGGACUCCUCCCCACCCCACCCUCACCAUGGGCGGAGCUGAAACGUCAACCCUCCACUGAAGCAAAGUCCCCCUGGGCAGAGUACAAGAAGAGCCAUCCCAGUGAGCGAGAGUUCCAGUUCCCAGUGAAGGAGGAAAAAGACGCAGCCAGUGAACAGGCACAGCAAGCUUACAUGGAACACAGGAAGAAGCUUGAAGAAAGAAAGUCGUACUUGGAACACAAGAGCAAGCUGAGGAAGACGUCGUUGUACUUCGAUGAGCGGGGGUGGGAGUACCCGUCCAGGGAAUACCCCAUGGAUAUAGAUGAACGGCAGGGAGCAGCAGGACGAGGUAGGGCUCCUGGGCUUGGGCCUGAAGGGAUCCACCGACGAGCACUGCUGCCGUACUUGGGACAGCAAGACGGUUCUCCCAGGCCUCUGGACGAUGGAAGGAGAGAGGAUCCAAGACUCAGGAGGACAGAAGACAGAGGGGCACCAGAGUUCAGGAACGAAGAAGACAGAAGGAGAUGGGAAGAGUGGAAGAAGUUCGACGACGAGGUCUGCAAGCAGUGGAACUUGGAGUACAGGAAGUGGGAGGAGGAAAUCAAGAAAUGGGAAGACAGCGGGAGACAAGGGCCUCGGCCGCUGGCGCCACAUGAAGUGUACGGCCAAGGCAAGCAGGAGUUUGAUCCAAAGAAGGAGGAGGAAUACAGGAGAUGGCAAGACGACAUACGGAGGUGGGAGCAUGACGGGAUGAAGGGACCGCCCCCUCCUGCUCCACAGGAGAGUCUGCCCCUGGGUCCGGAGCUGUUAGACAGGCUGGAGAACGAUCGUCGGCAGUGGGAUGAGGACCGGGCAAAGUACUUGAAAGAGCUCAGCAUCUGGGAGCAGAAGAUGGACCACUGGAAGAAGUUUGGGACCGGGCCACCCCCGCAGCGCCCUCAGGAGCCAGAACAUCCCGGUCUCCCCGUGGACAGAAGAUGGGAGGAGGAUCGACGCAGGUUUGAAGAGGAACUGAGGAAGUGGGAUGCCGACAUGGAGAUGUGGGAGAAGAACGGCAGGAGAGGUGCACCUCCCCUCCGCCCUAAAGAACCAAGUCUUCCUACAUCGACAAAUGUCGUCUUCAUGGAAAGGCGAGGAUUCCCAUCCGAGGGUCAGUUUGACCGACCGUCUCGGACUUGGGAGGAGGAUCAUCGCAGGUGGGAAGAAGACAUGCGCAGGUGGGAGCAAGGAGGACGAAAGGGGAACCCCCCACAAGAGCCUCUGCGUCCGUCUCAGCAGAAUCAAAGGUCAGAGGACCGUCGUAGAUGGGAACAAGAUGGAAGGAAAGGCCAGUUUGAGAGACCAGAUGAAAGGUGGCAAGAGGACCAUCGUAGGUGGGAAGAAGACAUGCGCAGGUGGGAGCAAGAUGGUAGAAAAGGGCAGCCCCCACAAGAGCCUUUACCGCCGCCUCAGUUCGACAAGGCUAAACUGGAAGCAGAGCACAGAAGAUGGCACGAGAGUCGGCGGAGGUUCGAGACAGAAUUGAAGAAGUGGGAGGAGAAUGGAAGGAGGGUACCCCCUCCACCGUCACAUAUGGAUUUGCCCCCUCCCCUGGGGCCAGAAAUGCCAGAGGUCGCUCGUAAGCAGUGGAAGCUCGACUGUCAACACUGGCAAGACCAGAUGCGAGGUUGGGAACAAGGUGGCAGGCAAGGGCCGCCCCCCUCCCCUCCCUACCACCUGCUGUCCCAGGCCCUGGAGAUAAACGAUGCUGCCCGCAGACAGUGGGAGGAGGACCACAGGAGGUGGGAAGAAGACAUGAAGAGAUGGGAGGCAGAUGGCAGGAGAGGGUUGCCUCCACAGGAGCCAGUCAUGCAGAUGCCUGGUGUGCCGCAGCAUUCGUCAGCCUUACAGAAACCCGAGCCAGAGUGGAGAGAAUUUGAGGAAAAGCACCGACAGUGGGAAGAAGAUAUGCGUCGAUGGGAGGCUGGAGGGAGGAGAGGCACCCCUCCUGUGGAGCCUGUUCCUCCUCGCGUGCAGUCACCGGGGAUGCAGAAUCGUAACGCUCAGUGGGAGGAAGAACAUCGCAAGUGGCAAGACGAUAUGAAGAGGUGGGAACUGGACGGCAGAAGGGGCAUGCCUCCCAUCGAACCCGUACAUCCCUCAAACCAGCAGGGCACUGCUGCUGCUGCUCAAAGAGACUGGGAGCAAAGACACCGGCGCUGGCAGGACGAUAUGAGGCGAUGGGAGGCUGACGGUAGGAGAGGAGUCCCUCCCCCUGAACCACAGCCACCACGGCUGGAGGAGGAGCAGCGUCGGGAGGCAGCCCUGAGGGAGUGGGAAUCCAACUGUCGCCAGUGGGAGGAAGACAUGAGGAGAUGGGAAGAUGGUGGCAAGCGUGGCUCGCAGCCGAUCAAACCUGUCCUUCAUCUCCCUCAGCCCAACAUGGCGCUCGUCGAGUGGGAAUCCCAGCACCGCCGCUGGAAGGAAGACAUGCAGAGGUGGGAGAUGGACGGCAGGAGGGGAGUCCCUCCACCAGAACCACGCCGCCCGCCAGACCAACACCCAGACAACUCACUCAAAGCUUUCCAGGAGAGACACCGUAUGUGGGAGCAAGACAUGGACCGGUGGGAGAAGGGCGGUCGCAAAGGUCAGGCUCCUCUCGAGCCUCUACCGCCCCUCCCUCCGAAGAAUGUUCUCUCAGAAGAGGAGAGGAAGAAACUGGAUGAGGAGCACCGCAUGUGGGAGGAGGCCAUGACGAGAUGGGUGGAGGGUGGCAGGAUGGGACCCCCACCUCGAGCUCCAGGGGAGCAGGAGGACAUGCCAAUGGGGCAGCCAAGGCCACUAAUCCCUGGGCUAUCUGGAGCUAGGAUGGGAGGACCUAGAAUGGAUGGGCCUGGACCUAGAAUGGAUGGACCAGGACCUAGAAUGGAUGGACCUGGACCUAGAAUGGAUGGUCCAGGGCCUAGAAUGGAUGGACCAGGGCCUGGACCGAGAAUGGAUGGACCUGGACUGAGAAUGGAUGGACCGGGACCUAGAAUGGAUGGACCGGGACACAGGAUGCCAGGUCCUGGGUUUAGAAUGGAUGGACCUAUGCAUAGACCUGGUCAGUUUGGAAUGAUGCAGCCAGGCAUGGUGUCCUCAGCUCCCGGGCCCAUGAUGUCAGGACCUGGACCCAUCAUGUCUGGACCGAUGGGCGGAAUGCCGUUCUCUGGACCGCCUAACCCAGCCCUGUUUGGUAACAUGGUGAUGGGAGUGGCCACAACGAUGCAGCUUGCCAUGGGACAGAUGGGGAUGCCAGGGCAGCCCAUCCAGGGGCGCCCCAUGCAGCCAAUGCCUGGACCGUCCCACAUGAGCAUGGGGCCCAUGCCAGGGAUCCCUGACCAUCAUCCACCCAUGCCAUUUGGGAUGCCACCACCUGCCCCUGGCCCCGCUCCACAGCCAGCCAAACUAGAUGUCAGUCAGCUGUUUGAGAAGCUGCUGAAAACAGGGAUUAUCAAGAAGGUUGACGAGAAGAAAGAAGAGCCGAAGGUGGAGGAACAGAAGAUGGAAGCUAAGACGGAGGAGGUGACCAGAGUUGUCGUUCCUCUGGAGGAAAGGAUGGAGGAAGAUGAACCCCGGGCGGAGCUGAAACUGGACACUACUGUGCCUCCCCUGGCACUGAAAGUGGAAGAUCUCAAAACGCGGCACAAGGGAGUCAUCAACCGACUGUACUGUGGCAUCCAGUGUUCGUCGUGCGGCAGCAGGUUCCUUCCUGAGGAGACAGACAAGUACGCCAACCACCUGGACUGGCACUUCCGCAUGAACCGCAGGGAGAAGGAGGGCACUGGCAAGGCCUCUCACAGGGACUGGUACUACGGUGUUGAUGACUGGAUAGCCUAUGCAGAGCUUGGUGAUGAUGAAGAAGACCAGGAAUCUGCCUUCUUCGAGCAGCCUGUCGUCACCAGUGAGCCAGGAGAGGUGAUCAGCUGUCCUGUCUGUACAGAUGAGGAAAAUGAUGACAUCUGUGACAUCUGCCAGGAGCCAUUUGAGCAGUUCUGGGAUGAGGAAGAGGAGGCGUGGCAUCUUAAGGACGCAGUCAGGGUUAACGGCAAGACCUUCCAUCCAAAUUGCUAUGAAGACUAUGACGAGAGUUUCCUGGAGACCCCAACCCCUGCCGACGCACCCAAGGAAUCCCCACUCGAAGUCCAAAUCAAAAUGGAAGCUGCGCAGGUGAAGGAAGAACCGAUGGAUGCAGCGGAGGAAGAGAAACCGUCAACAUCAGCGAUGCAGCCGCUCUCAAGCAUUAAAGAAAUCCCCUUCCUGUCAGAGGAAGCCCAGAACUCAGACUCGAAAGAACAGAUGAUUGUUAAAGAGGAAGUUAGUGAGAGUAUGGAAGUGGGUGAAACAGAACAGGUUAAAACAGAGAUGCAGAACAUAAUAGUGAAAGAAGAGCCCAUGUCACCAGCUAGUAAUCAGUGUGAAGCACCAGCACAGGUAGAGAAAGUUACGGUAAAAAAGGAACCUGAGAAUGUGCCAUCUCAACUUGAUAACAAUAGCGAACAAACGACUGAUCAGAUAACUGUAAAACAAGAAGUUGUCGAUAACCCUGUUGAAACUGAACCUUCCGCUUCAGUGUCUGAUAAGAAAGAAGUGGAGGAAAAUGUUGCUGUAGUUUUGAAAGACAAUGAUAAAGCAGCAGAAAAGGUUGAAGUGGAAAACGUAACUCCAAGUCCAGUGGAGACGCCACUGGAUAAACCUAAGGUGGAGCCUGUUGAUGAGAGUAAAGGCCAGGCUAUUAGCACGAUUGGGGGUGGGAAUAAGAUCCCAGUGGUGGGGAGUGCCAGCCCAUUACGUGGGUCAGCCAUUUCUGUAGUUGGAGGUGGCAGCAGCCCUGCACGAUUUAGAAGUAACAGUCCGAUGCACUCCAUACCUGUCAUAGGGGCAAGUAGCAGUCCAAAGAGAACUGCUCAGGCUACGGCCAAUCCAGAAGCCGCCAAAAAACCAAAGACAGGAUCAUUCUUUAAGUUAGAUCCGUCUGCAAAAACAAAGUGAUAUGUUUAAUGAUCUUGUAAUAUUCUGAGGUGUUACACCAUUUUGUAAUAUUCUAAGCUGCACUACAGUUAUGAAGGUGGUGUUGUGAACAUUAUUGUAUUCGUAUAUAUUUGUAUCCUUACAGAGAAGGUUAGAUGCGUUGAGUUGUAUAAUCAAUGUAAAGAUGAACGUAUAGUUCUGAAGUUGUCAUGGGCAUAAGUAGUGCAGAGAAUGUGCCAAAUUCUUUAUAAAAGUGGACGUUACAUUGACACUAAUUUCGCAUCAUAUGUUGUAUUUGUUUCAAUAUAUAUAAUGCAUUGUACAUAUAGAUUAUCUGUGUAGCUAUUGUCAACUCCACGAGUUUGCUUUUACAACAUAGCUACAUCGUAAGGUGAAACCAGAUUUCUGUGAUGCAACUUGGUUAUGAAAUUAAAUAUUGACAAAUGUACAAAGCCUGUAACAAAACGGAGGACCAGCUUGUAUAAAGUUCAUACUAUUGAAUACUUGUAUCAUACAUUUAAGAUUUGGUGCAAGCUUACUGUUAGAUUCUUUUUGUUUCAUUGAUACAGGUACUAAGAAGUGUCCACAAAAAAAGCUGUUAUGUACUUCGUUCUGACGUUAAACGUAAUAAUCACGCCUCCUGACUUAACUCGGUGGUAAAAGCUUUAGUUCACCUUGUGCUUUGCUUUGUUAUAUGUAUAAAGUGCAAUUACAGAAAUGUCAUACAUUUUUGAUGGGUGCCAACUGAUGUUGUAAAGUUUUGUGAACAAAGAAGGAAUGGGCCAGGUUGGUGAAAGAAAAUAAAGGUUCGUAUGAU